This is a messenger RNA of Paramuricea clavata, 198 nucleotides long. NCBI's taxonomy places the organism in Eukaryota, Metazoa, Cnidaria, Anthozoa, Malacalcyonacea, Plexauridae. The record is from the annotation of a GenBank genome assembly.
CUUGAAGCAACUGAUUCCUUGCUGUCGGCUAAUGUGUCCAAAGAUGUUCUAAACAGUUGUUUAGAUGGCAUCAUGCUGGCAAUGACUGCUAAUUAUGAGCUCAAUCAACGACGACGGGAUGCCAUCAGACCUCAAUUUAAAGCGGAAUUUACCAAGGGGCUUUGUACAAAAAGAAAUUCGUCAGCUGGACUUGUAUAG